Molecule: messenger RNA, 2278 nt
Organism: Dinoponera quadriceps
Lineage: Eukaryota; Metazoa; Arthropoda; Insecta; Hymenoptera; Formicidae
Product: prostatic spermine-binding protein-like
Exons: 4
Coding region: 1-576 (191 amino acids)
Source: RefSeq, a predicted model, not a curated record
AUGGAUAACGUGAACAUUUAUCUAUUGGACGAGGACGCUAAUCGAAAAGAACCAAAACGAGAUAGAAUUGUCAUCUCCCACGACGACGACGACGAUGACGACGACGGUGACGACAAUCCUGAAAACAACCCGGAAAAUGUCGAAUCUAAUGACGACGACGAUGACGCCGACGACGACGACGACGAUGAUGGCUACAUCCUCGCUCGCAUCAAUCGAGAUGACGACGAGGACAAUGAAGAUCGUGACAACGAUGAGGAUGUCGCCGAAAACGAUAUUAGUACCGUUGACAAUGACGGCAGUACUGAUUGCGACGACAAGGACGCCGAUGAUAAUGCAAGAGGAAAUGUAGAAGAACAGGUUUUCUACGACAACAUCAAUAACAAUCCAGCGUUUAGCGUCCCGAAUGAUCUCUACGACGACGCCGACGAGGACGUCGACGACGACGACUCUUACCGUGUUCGAGAGUUUUCCUCGGAGAACGAGGCUUUUCUCGUCCAGGUACAUCCAAAUGGGAAAAUAUCAGAGAAAAAAUAUGGUGAACAGAGAAUGGGAUCAUACCUGAGUUCCCUCUCAUAAUUUCUCCCUUUGAUUCAGGCUAUAAAACAGAAACGUCGGACGUUUUCAUUCGAAAGAUAAAUUCAAACCACAAUGAGAAGGUUCAUAUGCGGUUAAUUCCUGCGCCACGAACGAUUACGUGGGAUUGUCGACUGCUUCGCCGGACUUAACACGCGGUCCAGCGGGUUUGUCAUUUCGUCCGGUGCGCGAUUUAACUUUCGAAAAUAUCUAGCACCUUGCGAAUUCACCAGUGCAAAGUGCCAGAGGACUCAAUAUCGCAGAGAAUUUUAAUAUAACGGUAUACAAUGUCGAGACACCUUUGGGGCGGGGAAGAAAAUCAAAUAAAUUGACUCAUGAGGACAUCGCGAAACACUCAAUUUUAAACAUAAAUAAUGUCGAUAAUUUGUGCCUUCCACGUUCUCUCGUCGCAGCGUGGGUUUACUGUGAACGCGGUAACAUGCGAAUGGGGGAAUUGCAUAACAGAUGGAACGCUGUAAGAUUCUCGCAUUCCUCGUUACAACGUCAGUUAGCGGAAGAAUUAACGAGGAAUGCAGAGGUGAUCAUUCCUGAAGAAGGUAUUCCCGAAAUUAAUCGUUUUCAGCGAUAUCUUUCGGAUGAAGGAGUCGCAAUCGUUAUUUAUAAUUUUAGUAGUUUUGCUCAUGGUGCCCCACCGAUGUACUCGUAUGAUGGUCAUGCGAUGCUCGCCUCCCUUGGCCGCGACGUAAUAAAUAUAAAUUAAAUAUUUUAUAUUACGAACGUUCACGGCAUUUCAAUCCGAUUUUAAAUUUAAAAGCAGCCGCGGGGUAGAUAUUACUGUGUUGCAUGCAAUCAAAGUUAUCGUUACGAAACAAGUCACCGGCGCUGAAUCGCGUGCCCGUGCUGUCUCCGCGUACCUGCGUGCGAAGUCUCGAACGACGCGAAUAUUAGAUGCGAAACGUGUAAUCGUUUGUUUUAUAAUAGAGAGUGCCUCGAACGGCAUCGUAUGCCGAAAUCGUACGAUGGGAAAACAGUAUCCAGCGUCUGUGACGUCGUGCGAUUUUACAAUAAUUACGCUCGUAUCAGUAAAGUAAAAACGGGCAUAAAUGCGGCAAGAUCUUUUGUAGAAUGUGUCGUUCUCGGAAAUCUUCGAAUCAUCUUUGUUAUAUAUUCCGUGUCUCCUUCGUCACAACUUGGGUUCGAGCGCUGUAACGAAGGAUACAUGUCGCAUUCCACCCACAGCGUUGCCUGCAAAGGAGGAGAAGGUGGAAACGCAUAAAACGUUAAUGAUAAAAUUGAUUCGGAAACGACUAACUAUCGAAAAGGUCGCGUCGCAUUUGUAUUUUACGAUUUCGAGACGAGGAAAGAUGAUAGAUCGAAGGCAACGAAAGCGCGAAAAAGCACGUUCCGACUCUUUGCAUUGCACAACAAAUAUACGAAGACUGUAUGGGUAAAGACGACAUGUCGACGUUGUAUCACUGGUGCGAUACGCGAGAAUUUAUAUUCCACAUUGAUCCCGUAAAACAAUUUGUGGAUUUCGUGACGUGACCGACAAAAAAUUUCACGCAAAUCGUUUGUAUCACGCGUAACGCGAGCACGUUCCAUACGCAAUUUAUCCUGCAAUACCUGGUCGAGAGCGGUAAUAAAACGGAACCAAAAGUAAUUUUAAACGGCACAAAAAUAAUAUUGCUUACAGUCAACCAAAUAAAAUUUAUCAAUAACAUUUUAACCCUUUGCACUCGAGGGC